AUGGACCGCCCAACGCUCUCCAAUGUCUUUGGUACACUUGGGGCGGUUUGCUGGUCCGUCCAAUUGAUCCCGCAAGUAAUCUUGAAUUACCGAAGACAGAGUGCCAGAGGCCUGUCGUCCACCUUCAUGAUGUUCUGGGCAUGGGCAGGCGUACCCUUAGGCGUAUACAAUAUCGUCUCCAAAUCCAGCAUCGCAUUGCAGGUCCAACCUCAGGUACUGACUUGCUUAAGCCUGGCUACUUGGAUCCAAUGCUACUACUACGAACACAAAUGGAGCGUGUGGAAAGCUCUCGCCGUUGUUUUGCCGGUGGCGAGCAUAAUGGGAGGUAUUGAGACUGCCCUUGUCUUUGCACUACAGCAUGGCAUUCAGCAUGAUGUCCGGUGGCCACUCACAUUGAUGGCGGUGCUUGCUGCCCUCUUUCUUGCUUUGGGCGUGGGCGAGCAGUACAUCUCCAUCUUCAAGCACGGCAGCGUUGCAGGUAUCUCCUUCUUAUUCUGUGGUAUAGAUGCAUUAGGCGACGUGACUUCGAUUGUGUCUGUGCUCUACGAACAGCGGGUCAACGUGCUUGGACUGGUCAUAUAUAGUGUUGAGCUGGUGCUCUGGAUCGGUAUCUUCGCUUGCGGCGGUUACUACAAGCUUCUUCCAUGGCUACAGAGUAUUGUUGCAGGCCGGCGGUCACGGAUUGCCAGACCAGAAGAUACCUUCCAAGGACAAACAAGCAUUGCCAUCCACGAUCUGCCAUCGUCGACAUCCGUCUUCCGCACACCUUCCACCGAGCACGAGUUCCGCUCCCGAACGGCAGUCGCACCUUCCUCAACCGGCUGA
This is a messenger RNA of Baudoinia panamericana UAMH 10762, 825 nucleotides long. RefSeq lists its product as uncharacterized. The record is from RefSeq and is a predicted model, not a curated record. The coding region runs from base 1 to 825 and encodes 274 amino acids. The transcript has 2 exons. NCBI's taxonomy places the organism in Eukaryota, Fungi, Ascomycota, Dothideomycetes, Mycosphaerellales, Teratosphaeriaceae.